AUGAGUCACGUACAUUGGAUUGGCACCGCUAUCGCUGGUGCACCAUUCGGCGCAGCAAUGGUCGCUGUCUAUAUCUCAGCUAAUAGCUACAUCAUUGACACAUACCAACGUUAUACUGCUUCGGCAGUUGCUGCAAAGACAUUCCUUCGAUCUCUUGUCGGUGCGACUGUCCCUCUGUGGGUCAACCAGAUGUAUGCAGGUAUGACACCUCAGUGGGCAUCAACGUUAUUGGCCUUCUUGGCUAUUCUAGCCAUGCCAAUUCCAUUCGUGUUCUUCUACGGCUAG
This is a messenger RNA of Rhizoctonia solani, 285 nucleotides long. Its product is annotated as major facilitator superfamily transporter. The record is from RefSeq and is a predicted model, not a curated record. Gene Ontology annotation, biological process: transmembrane transport. Lineage: Eukaryota; Fungi; Basidiomycota; Agaricomycetes; Cantharellales; Ceratobasidiaceae. Bases 1 to 285 code for a protein of 94 amino acids. Gene Ontology annotation, molecular function: transmembrane transporter activity. The transcript is spliced from 3 exons.